Cynocephalus volans (Philippine flying lemur) is the source of this 3743-nucleotide messenger RNA. RefSeq names its product splicing factor SWAP (gene SFSWAP). The record is from RefSeq and is a predicted model, not a curated record. Gene Ontology annotation, biological process: RNA processing; mRNA 5'-splice site recognition. Bases 956 to 3424 code for a protein of 822 amino acids. Gene Ontology annotation, molecular function: RNA binding. The transcript has 19 exons. Lineage: Eukaryota; Metazoa; Chordata; Mammalia; Dermoptera; Cynocephalidae.
ACGACGAGCGGGCUCUGGCCCAGGAGCAGGGACAACACCUCAUCCCCUGGAUGGGGGACCCCAAGAUCCUCAUCGACAGGUCGGUUCCUCCCCCCACCCGCCGACCCUCCCCUCUCCCGCCUGAUUUCGUCUAUGUUGACUUGAUGGCCAGGACUGAAAAGGGGAGUUCUGAGCCCGCGAGGAUCCGGGGACCCCUCCCCUGGCCCCACCUCCUCCUGGCGUUCUGGGGGGAGGGGACGGUGAAACCUGCCCUAAGGCACUGGCUGGAGUCGAGCAGCGUCCACCGCCGGAGGGACCGUCUCCGUUGCCGCAGCCCUCACGACCCCUCGCCCCUGUCGCCGGCUGUGGUUGGCGACUCGGCGCAGUGGGAGUUGCCGCGCCCGGGGCCUCCUCCCCGCCAGCGCCUGGGGCCUGCCGGCGCUGCCCUGAGUGGUGUGCUGGGCGGGCGGCCGGGAGGCGCGUUUUCAUUCUUCCCAAACGCCGCGCAGAGGCCGUGCUUAGAAGCCUCGGUUGGACCCCGGGAGUUAGCCUGGACCUCUUAACGCCCCCAGCGCCCUCAGCGGAGUGCUCGUACUUUGCCGGCAUGACAUUUGACUCCCCCAGCGGCCCCCUCCCCCGUGAUAAUCGGACGAAUUUGACAGAUUGGGGUGGUGGGUGAAGUUGCCCAUCAGUUGGAUGCCCGUUGACUUCGUGCGGACCCUGGCCUUGCUCUUAGAGCCAAGUGGCUAGGGGGCGAGCCUAGCCAAGAUUUUACCUCCAAUGGACGCAAGUUUCUUUGGUGAAGAUCUCUCCUGAGAGUUCGGGACUAGCAGAAAGAAGCGAGGAAAUUUCGACCGUUUGGUUCUUACGGAUAGAUAUGAUGGACGUGGUCACCUGCAUGACCUUUCUGAGUAUGAUGCUGAGUAUUCCACAUGGAACAGAGAUUAUCAGCUGUCCGAAGAGGAGGCACGAAUAGAUGCCCUGUGUGAUGAAGAGAGAGGAAGAAUACAAGCGACUGAGUGAAGCACUAGCAGAAGACGGGAGCUACAAUGCCGUGGGUUUCACUUACGGUAGUGACUAUUAUGACCCAUCAGAGCCUACAGAGGAGGAGGAGCCUUCUAAACAGAGAGAAAAAACUGAGGCUGAGAACUUAGAGGAAAACGAAGAACCUUUCAUUGCACCGUCAGGGCUGAAUGUCCCGUCUGACGUGGAGCUGCCACCAACAGCCAAAAUGCAUGCCAUCAUUGAGCGUACAGCCAAUUUCGUGUGCAAGCAGGGAGCACAGUUUGAAAUAAUGCUGAAAGCCAAGCAGGCACGAAACUCUCAGUUCGACUUUCUACGCUUCGAUCACUACCUCAACCCUUACUACAAAUUCAUCCAGAAGGCUAUGAAGGAAGGACGAUAUACAGUACUGGCAGAAAACAAAAAUGAAGAGAAGAAAAAAUCAGGGGUCAGCUCUGACAAUGAAGAUGAUGACGAAGAAGAAGAUGGGAAUUACCUGCACCCAUCUCUCUUUGCCUCUAAGAAGUGCAGCCGCCUUGAAGAGCUGAUGAAGCCCUUGAAGGUGGUGGACCCGGAUCACCCCCUAGCAGCACUUGUCCGUAAAGCGCAGGCUGACAAUUCUGCCCCCACACCACACACUGCAGACGGCACACCUGUGCAGCCCUCCCAGGUGGAGUACACGGCAGACUCGACAGUGGCAGCCAUGUAUUACAGCUAUUACAUGUUACCAGAUGGCACCUACUGUCUGGCACCUCCCCCUCCGGGAAUCGACGUGGCCACUUACUACAGCACCCUUCCUGUGUCCAGCUCCCCUGGAGCAACGACCACUGCCCCACCACCUCCUGGGACCACGCCACCGCCUCCCCCAACCACAGCCGAAUCCAGCAGCGGGGCGACCUCCACCACGACCACCACAAGUGCCCUUGCACCCGUGGCCACCAUCAUCCCACCACCCCCCGACAUUCAGCCCGUGAUUGACAAGCUGGCAGAGUACGUCGCCAGGAAUGGCCUUAAAUUUGAGACCAGUGUUCGUGCCAAGAACGAUCAAAGAUUUGAGUUCCUACAGCCGUGGCACCAGUACAAUGCCUACUAUGAGUUCAAAAAGCAGUUCUUCCUCCAGAAAGAAGGGGGCGAUAGCACACAGGCUGCAUCAGCACCAGAAGAGGCUCCUGCAGAAUCUGCUCCUGAAGAGCCGAGUGAUGCUGGAGAGGAUAGUGUGCCUGCAGACACUGCUGAGGCGGCAGGACGAGGAGGCUCAGGCGGGAAGAAGGAGGUUGCAUCCAGUAAAACCAUCCUGGACGGGAAGCUGGUAAAAGCUUCAUUUGCUCCAAUAAGCUUUGCAAUCAAGGCCAAAGAAAAUGAUCUACUUCCCCUGGAAAAAAAUCGUGUUAAGCUAGAUGAUGACAGUGAUGAUGAUGAAGAAAGCAAAGAAGGCCAAGAAAGUUCUAGUAGUGCCGCAAACCCCAGCCCGGCAGUUGCCCCACCCUGUGUAGUUGUGGAGGAGAAGAAGCCUCCACUUACCCAGGAGGAGCUAGAAGCAAAGCAAGCAAAGCAAAAGCUGGAGGACCGCCUUGCAGCUGCUGCCCGGGAAAAGCUGGCCCAGGCGUCUAAGGAGUCGAAGGAGAAACAGCUUCAAGCAGAACGUAAAAGGAAAGCAGCGUUAUUUUUACAAACCUUAAAAAAUCCUCUCCCAGAAGCAGAAGUUGGGAAAAUUGAGGAGAGUCCUUUCAGUGUAGAGGAAGCCAGUGCUAUGCCCUGUCCUCUACUGACUGGGGGUAGACCUCUGCCCACUCUAGAAGUUAAACCGUCUGAAAGGCCUUCGAGCAAAAACAGAGACUCCCUGAGAGAAGAAGAGAAAGAAAAGAAGAAGAAGAAACACAAGAGAAGGUCUCGGUCAAGGUCGCGCUCUCCCAAGCACCAUUCGUCGUCCAAGUGCAGGUCUCGGUCACACGCCAAGGCAAAGCAUUCUCUCCCCAGUGCCUACCGGACAGCGCGGCGGUCCAGGUCACGCUCCCGGUCCCCUCGGAGGAGAGCUCACUCCCCCGAGAGACGGAGGGAAGAAAGAAGUGUCCCCACCGCCUACCGGAUGAGCAGCAGCCCUGGGGCAAGCAGGAAACGGACCCGCUCCAGAAGUCCCCAUGAGAAGAAGAAGAAGAGGCGGUCACGAUCAAGGACCAAGUCUAAGGCCAGGUCUCAGUCGGUGUCCCCGAGUAAGCAGGCAGCACACCGGCCCACGGCCCACUCAGCCCACUCGGCCAGCGUCUCUCCUGUGGAGAGUCGGGGCUCCAGCCAGGAGCGUUCCAGGGGAGUUUCUCAGGAAAAAGACGCUCAGAUCUCUUCAGCGAUCGUCUCUUCCGUGCAGAGCAAAAUAACUCAGGAUCUCAUGGCCAAAGUAAGAGCAAUGCUUGCGGCUUCCAAAAACCUACAGACCAGUGCCUCCUGAGAUAGCAGCCCCACCGGGUGGGGACAGGUGCCGUGCACAGCGACUAGUGUGGGGCUUGUGGCUCCCAGAGUCUGAGGUCACAGAAACGGGGACAGCUGAAGAGCUCGUUUCAUUACAGACCCAUCACAGAACAUCGUCCAGAUCUUCCACCCUGGGACUCCCUUGGACAAUUGGUGGUUUUUGUAAAUUAAUUUUUGAUGACAUUUUCAGUUUAAGAUUUUUGACCAGCAGUCUCUUACCUGUAUAUUUGUAAAUAAUAUCAUGUUUCUGUGGAAAUGUAUUAUCAAAUAAAAUGGGAGGAUAACACCUUUUCUAGCUA